This is a messenger RNA of Arvicanthis niloticus (Nile rat), 2873 nucleotides long. The record is from RefSeq and is a predicted model, not a curated record. Lineage: Eukaryota; Metazoa; Chordata; Mammalia; Rodentia; Muridae.
AGAGAGCGCCUGCGCACUGUGCUCUGUCGCUGUGUGAGCCGCAGUCUCUGGAGCGUUAAGGUGUUUCGAUCGCUUGUGGCCAACCUCGCCCCCAAACCUGGUGUUGUUGGGCUGCAUCCGGAGCGGGGACGUUGGCGGAGCACCGGACGCGGCCACCAUGCCGAUCAAUAAAUCUGAGAAGCCGGAAAGCUGUGAUAACGUGAAGGUGGUUGUUAGGUGCCGGCCUCUCAAUGAGAGAGAGAAAGCCAUGUGCUAUAGACAGGCCGUCAGCGUGGAUGAAAUGAGGGGCACUAUCACCGUCCAUAAGACCGACUCCUCCAACGAACCUCCGAAGACAUUUACUUUUGAUACGGUUUUUGGACCAGAAAGUAAACAACUUGAUGUAUAUAACUUAACUGCAAGACCAAUUAUUGAUUCUGUUCUGGAAGGCUACAAUGGGACCAUCUUUGCAUAUGGACAGACUGGGACAGGCAAGACUUUCACCAUGGAAGGUGUCCGCGCAGUGCCAGGGCUCAGAGGGGUUAUCCCCAACUCCUUUGCUCACAUAUUCGGUCACAUCGCAAAGGCAGAGGGCGACACAAGGUUUUUGGUUCGAGUGUCGUACUUGGAGAUAUAUAAUGAGGAAGUUCGAGACCUUUUGGGUAAAGAUCAGACACAGAGGUUAGAGGUUAAGGAAAGGCCUGACGUGGGAGUAUAUAUCAAAGAUUUAUCUGCGUAUGUCGUUAACAACGCUGACGACAUGGAUCGAAUCAUGACUCUAGGCCACAAAAACCGUUCUGUUGGUGCGACUAACAUGAACGAGCACAGCUCCCGAUCCCACGCCAUCUUUACAAUCACUAUAGAGUGCAGCGAGAAAGGCGUGGAUGGAAACAUGCAUGUCAGGAUGGGGAAGCUCCACCUUGUAGAUCUCGCUGGGUCAGAAAGACAAGCAAAAACUGGGGCCACAGGACAGCGCCUCAAGGAAGCUACCAAAAUCAACCUUUCAUUGUCCACCCUGGGCAACGUCAUUUCUGCCUUGGUGGACGGAAAAAGCACUCACGUGCCAUAUCGGAACUCUAAACUGACCCGUCUCCUGCAGGAUUCCUUAGGCGGGAACUCAAAAACCAUGAUGUGUGCAAAUAUUGGGCCAGCAGAUUAUAAUUAUGAUGAAACCAUCAGUACUUUGCGGUAUGCCAACCGUGCCAAGAACAUUAAAAACAAAGCUAGAAUUAAUGAAGACCCAAAGGAUGCUCUGCUUCGCCAGUUUCAGAAAGAAAUAGAAGAGUUGAAGAAAAAGCUUGAGGAAGGGGAAGAAGUGUCAGGAUCUGACAUCAGUGGGUCAGAGGAAGAUGACGAGGAGGGUGAACUUGGAGAAGAUGGAGAAAAAAGGAAAAAGAGAAGGGGCAGUAGCAGCAGCAGUAGCUCAGACUCCACAUGUUCUGUCAUAGAGAAGCCCCUGGAUGAGUUCUUGCCUCACCAAGCAGGUAAAAAGAAAGUUUCCCCAGAUAAGAUGGUGGAAAUGCAAGCGAAAAUUGAUGAGGAGAGAAAAGCACUGGAAACCAAACUUGACAUGGAAGAAGAAGAAAGGAACAAAGCUCGAGCUGAGCUAGAGAGGCGGGAGAAGGACCUUCUGAAAGCCCAACAAGAACAUCAGUCUUUGCUGGAAAAACUGUCUGCUUUGGAGAAGAAGGUCAUUGUCGGUGGUGUGGACUUGUUGGCCAAAGCUGAGGAGCAAGAGAAGCUUCUUGAGGAGUCCAACAUGGAGCUGGAGGAGCGGAGGAGAAGAGCUGAGCAACUUCGGAAAGAACUAGAGGAAAAAGAGCAAGAACGCUUGGACAUCGAGGAAAAAUAUACCAGUCUGCAAGAGGAGGCACAAGGAAAGACCAAGAAAUUAAAGAAAGUCUGGACCAUGCUGAUGGCUGCAAAGUCAGAGAUGGCUGAUCUCCAGCAAGAGCAUCAGAGGGAAAUUGAAGGCCUCCUGGAGAACAUCCGGCAGCUCAGCCGUGAGCUUCGGCUACAGAUGCUCAUCAUUGACAACUUCAUACCUCAGGAUUACCAGGAAAUGAUUGAAAACUACGUCCACUGGAAUGAAGACAUAGGAGAAUGGCAGCUAAAAUGUGUGGCCUACACAGGAAAUAACAUGAGGAAACAAACUCCAGUCCCUGACAAGAAGGAGAGAGACCCAUUUGAAGUAGACCUUUCCCAUGUGUACCUCGCCUAUACAGAGGAGAGUCUUCGUCAGUCUCUGAUGAAGUUAGAAAGACCACGGACCUCCAAGGGGAAAGCAAGGCCAAAGACAGGGAGAAGGUAAAGAAAAUACUUGUGGGCCAACAUACGAUGCAGACUCAACUCUGUAACAGAAUCAAGGCCUGGAAAAAAACCCUGUAGUUUCCUCAGAAAUAAGAAAACAUGCAAUGCUUCAUGAGAGGCAUGCAGUUGAUUGUGCUGGACAGCAACAAAGAAGUGCAUGAGAUACUCCUGUAGGCUCUGCAUCUGCACCUGGGAAAUGGGACUUCUUUCCUGCUUCUCUGAGGCUGCCUGUACCAUUAGCAUCCUUGGAGGAGAUGACCAGAGGGCAUUUCUGAUAAGUUUAGCUGCCACCUGACUGCACCUUGUCUGACCUUGUCUGCGCCCAGCUCCUCACCACUCUGGAACACUGUAUGCUUGCUCUCAGUGACCUACUCGGAAAAAAUGGGUAGCAACCAAACUUUGCCAUGGUCAAGCAUGGGCAGUGUUGGUCCAUUCAUGGAUCCUGGCCACAGAAACUGUUGACAGUUCAGUCCCUUAGGGAAAAUCGCUCACCUUGCGUUUUUUUCUUCUCUUAACAGAAAGCGUUCUGCAAAGCCUGAGACCGUAAUUGAUUCUUUACUUCAGUAAAUGUUACAGAAUUAAAG